Molecule: messenger RNA, 885 nt
Organism: Linnemannia hyalina
Lineage: Eukaryota; Fungi; Mortierellomycota; Mortierellomycetes; Mortierellales; Mortierellaceae
Source: the annotation of a GenBank genome assembly
AUGUCUCAUCAUUCCGUCACCGGCGGCAUCGCGCCAAUCCCGCCGACGAGCACCACGGCGCUGCUCCUCAUCGACAACCAACUCGGGUUUCGCGACGUAGCCGCCUGGGGAACUGGUGCCUCCAACCCGGAGUUUGAGAAAAACGUCACGGCGCUCAUCGCAGCUUUCCGCGAUGCCUGUGCAGAGAAGCCAGAGGGCCAGAGACCACUAAUCAUCCAUGUGCAGUAUCGUCCCGUCUGGACUGACCACCCGUUGCAUAUCAGCAAGGUUGGCCCAUUUGGGGCGAACAGGGAACAGGUACGCGCCAUUGACUUCCUCGAAUUUGCCGCGCCGAGGGUAAUGCGUCCGGAAGGGCCAAAGUUUGUCUAUACUCUCGACGAGACACCGCGUCCUGCGCCAGUGGAUCCCAAGAAGGACGCCGCGCCACCGCCACCUCCGGAUGAAAUUAUCAUGACCUCACAUGGGCACAGCGUGUUCAUCAACACGCCACUUGAGUCGCUCCUCAAUAAGCGUGGCAUCAAGACUCUACUCAUUGCAGGCAUGGCAACGGAUCUCGCUGUCAGCACGGCCGUUCGGACAGCCCAGAAUCUCGCUUUGACUGGAAAAUGGGGUGGACGCGGCAACAUGGCCGACGCAGCAGCCUCGGCAAGGUGGACUGACGGAGCGAGUGUGUUUGUCGAGGCGCAAGAGGAUGCGCCUGAGGAUGAGCGAGGAGAGGACGGACUUGCGGUUGAGAUGGCGCGCAUCAUUCUCAUCGGAGAUGCUACGAGGGCAUUUGGGAAAGCUGGAGUCGAUGCAGAGACGGUCCACAGUGUGCAUGUCGAGAGUCUGAGAGACUUUGCUGAAGUGAGGAGCACGGCUGAGGUUAUCGGCGCCUUUCACUGA